Messenger RNA from Hylaeus volcanicus, 1255 nucleotides. RefSeq lists its product as uncharacterized. The transcript has 4 exons. The record is from RefSeq and is a predicted model, not a curated record. Bases 221 to 985 code for a protein of 254 amino acids. Gene Ontology annotation, biological process: transcription by RNA polymerase I. NCBI's taxonomy places the organism in Eukaryota, Metazoa, Arthropoda, Insecta, Hymenoptera, Colletidae.
UUUAGAAUAAUAUCUAGUGUACACUGUAAUUUUUGUAUCGUGCAUGCUUAUAUGAUUAUUUAGUUGACGUUAAUGCUGAAAUAUUCAAGAAAUGAAGAAACCGCAUACUAUGCAUUAUUAAUGCUUUAUCGAACUUCGUUUGAUGAAUUUAAAGAUAAGGUAUCAUUUUAAAGGGCAGUAGAUAGCAGGAAACGUAACUUCAUAGGUUUGUUUACGCAUAAUGACUGACUUGGAUGCAGAUGAUUGUUUAACGAAAUUGAAUACUCAACUGAAUAAAUCUAUGGUUCUGAUGGAUACAUCGGUAGAAAAUGAUGUACAGCCAAAAAGUAACAGAUCCAUAAAAAUUAAUACAAAAGUUCAGCCUGGCAAUGCUUUCAAUGUUUCUCCCGUGUCUAGAAAAAGUAUUUUGAAAAGAACUGAUUCUAAAAAUAAUGAAAAACAAAAUAGAGUAGGAACAGAAAAUACAGAAAAUAACAAGGAAACAAUUAAUCAUGAUAGAACGUCGACAAAUACAUCAACUGUUCCUAGACCACAUACUAUUGAUGACCUGAUACAAGCAGAAAAUUUAAUUCCAGAAACAACAGAUUCUACAUUUAGUUUGGAUGAUAUAUUGGAUAACGAAGAUGUGUGGAUAAUGGACAUUCCUAGCACAAUAGAUCCACAGGAACUCAAAGGUCAAACAUUAGUGUUUGGAGAUAAAACAAAAUUUAAAAUUAAAGAAGAACGUUAUUAUGCAGUGAAUCACAAUGUUAAAUGUAAUAUAACUUGUGUACUUAACACUGGCAAGAUGAAAUCACGAUAUAAAACCAUUAACGUGAAGCCAGCAGGUACAAUUACAGUUAGGCGGAAGCUUUCAGGUAUUUCAAAGACUAAGCCAAUGCAAAUAGAAGAUUCAAGUGUACCGUUUCCUACAAACUUGAAAACUCGUCAUCCCUUAUUCGGUGUAAGUUACGAAGGUAAAGUUCGAAAGUGUGCAAUAAAGUAACUUACUUUAACAAAAAAAUGGUAAUAGCCAAGAACAAUAUUGUAUACUAUACUGUGUUUCAAAAUUAUGUACCAUAGAUAAAUUGUAUAUUAUACUAUUCAUAAAGGCGUGCAUGCUCAUCUUUUUUACGAAAGGUUAAAUAUCAUUAACAUUAAACAUAUUCCACGAAUAAAUUACGUUCGGUGUGUUAUUUUAAUUUGGAUUUUACAAAUGAAAAGUAAGAUGUACGACCAGAUUCAUACAUUUAUAAAAUAAAAUACGAUAACAUGA